This is a messenger RNA of Chrysoperla carnea, 1936 nucleotides long. Its product is annotated as facilitated trehalose transporter Tret1-2 homolog. Gene Ontology annotation, cellular component: membrane. Gene Ontology annotation, biological process: transmembrane transport. The coding region runs from base 185 to 1936 and encodes 583 amino acids. Gene Ontology annotation, molecular function: transmembrane transporter activity. The record is from RefSeq and is a predicted model, not a curated record. Lineage: Eukaryota; Metazoa; Arthropoda; Insecta; Neuroptera; Chrysopidae. The transcript is spliced from 6 exons.
CACUAUCAUAGCUAUCUUACAAGCAGCACUAUUACUGGUCACUGUCACAGUCACUAUCUAUACAUUGGUGACAAUCAAUUCAAUAUUAUAAGUAGUAACAAUCAGAAUCAGUGUAACAUAACGCGAAUCAAAUAUUGAUUGAUUAUUAUAAGUGAUUUAUUUUAUUUUAUUGUGCGUUUUAAAAAUGAAUUGUAAUCAUGAAUAUAAUGAGACAACAAUACCAUUAAAUUCAAACAAUACAACAAAUUUACAAAAACAACAUUAUUGUACAAAUAACACAUUAGAUGAACACAUAGAUCAUCCAAAGUAUUGUUGUUGUUCUAAGAGUGCUGGAGAUGUAACAGGAUCUAUUAGUGGUGUUACAGCACAAUGUUUAAUUACAUUAUCAAUAAUAUUAGCAAUUACAUCAUGUGCAUUACCAAUUGGUUAUUCAGCAAUAUUAUUACCACAAUUAGAAAUGGAACGAUUAGAACAACUCGAAGCCACAACUGGAACUGGAACUGAAAGUACUAAUAGUACUUUGUUUAACAUAACGGAUAAUAUGGGUUCAUGGAUUGCAAGUAUUCAUUCGACUGCCACACCAAUUGGUGCAUUCUUAAGCGGCUUCGUGAUGGAUCGAUUUGGUAGAAAGCGUGCUGUACAAAUAUCUAUGAUGCCAUUAAUAGUUGGUUGGAUUCUGAUAGCGUUUUCCCAGAAUAUAAUAAUGAUGUUAUGUGGACGAUUCACAGCUGGAUUAUCAAUUGGAUUUGCUGCGGCUCCAUCACAGGUGAUUAUUGGUGAAAUGUCAGAACCACAUUUACGUGGUAUCUUCUCCACUACCCCAAUUGUAGGCUAUGCGCUGGGUGUUUUAUUAGUGUAUGCCAUGGGCUCAUCCUUCCAUUGGCGAACGGUGGCUGCAUUAAGUACCAUCUUACCAACUUUAACGAUUAUAUCUUUCAUGUUCCUACCAGACACUCCAACAUGGCUAAUACGAAAUGGACGAAUAGCUGAAGGAACAAAGGCAUUGUAUUGGUUAAGGAAAAACAAUCUUAAGGCUCACAAAGAACUGCAUCAGCUCAUGACCAAGAUCAGCGAUGAACAGAAUGAGAACAAUAAUCAUGAAAAGGUUGCAACAGGUUCUACAGAUGGCUCCAAAACCAUCUCGCACAUAAUUAAGCCUCAUGUAUUGAAACCAUUAAUCAUUUUAAUAGUUUUUGCAUUCUUACAAAUUUUCUCUGGCACUUACGUAUUAAUAUUUCAUGCGGUGGUCAUUGUUAAACAAAUGGGUAAUUUUGAAAUGGAUAGUUUUUCGAUAGCGAUUUUAACAGCAGUGAUUCGAUUGAUUUGUACUACAAUCUCAAUAUUUUUAAUUGCUGUGAUUGGUCGUCGUCCGUUAGCGUUAAUAUCCUCAAUUAGCGGGGGUGUUUGUGCAUUCUUGUUAGGUUUAUUUUUAAUAAUUCGUUCGAAUUCGGAGUCAUUUAAUUCGUUUGACGUAUGCAUUACAAUUCUUUUGCUAAUAAUUUACGUGGCUGGUAACACUGUAGGUAUAAUGCCGAUGUUUGGUACGUUAAUAAGUGAACUAAGUCCAGCUAAAGCGCGUGGUUUAAUUGGUGGUUUUAUAUUUAGUAUAAAUAAUAUUGGUUUAUUUGUAUUUAUUAAAUUCUUCCCGUGGGUGCGUACGAUUUUAACAAUUCCAGGUAUUUUUAUAUUAUUUGGUAGUUCUUCACUGUUAGGUGCCAUAUUUAUUUAUCUAGUUUUGCCAGAAACCAAGAAUCGUAGUUUAAUUGAAAUAGAAGACUAUUUUCGUAAUAAUAAAUUCUUAUGGAUCCAUAGACAUAAAAGUUUUUUGUGGCCAGACACGAAACCGAACACCAUACAAUCAACGAGAAUAGACAAUAGGGAUUUUGAAAACAUCUCAAAAGGGAAACGAAAACGUCCAACAAAAAAAUGUUCGUAA